AUUCCCUUACUGGACCUGUACAGGGAGCAGAACAUCAAAGGCUGGUUUCCCCAGUGACACUGGUCAAACAUGAAUCUUCUAGGCGUUUUCUUAUUUCUGACGUUUUGUGGAAGAGGUUUGACUCAGGAGCAAACAUACGUCAUUUCAGCACCCAAACUUCUCCGUGUUGCGUCAUCUGAGAAGGUGGUGAUCCAAGCCUUUGGAUAUGAACAGGAGUUUCCGGUGACGAUAUCUGUUAAAAGCUUCCCGGAUAAACAGAUUAUUUACGCCCAGGGUCUCACUCAGCUAACUCCUGCCAAUCAGUUCCAAGGUUCUGUAACUGUAACGAUUCAACCUAAAGAUUUAUCAAGCAGAGAUCCCAAGAAUCCAGUACAAUAUGUGUAUCUGGAAGCAACUUGUCCACACUUUACAAAAGAGAAGAAAAUGCCCAUUACUUAUGAGAAUGGAUUUCUCUUUAUUCAGACCGACAAACCUAUUUAUACUCCCGAUCAGUCAGUGAAGAUUCGGGUCUAUUCCUUGAACGAAGAACUGAGGCCAGCACGAAGAUCCGUCACCUUAACUAUUGUGGAUCCCGAUGAAGUAGAAGUGGAUAUUAUAAAUGAAGACGAUGUCACCGGAAUUGUAUCUUUCCCUGACUUCAAAAUUCCUCCGCACCCUAAGUAUGGUAUUUGGAAAAUUAAAGCCAAGUAUCAAGUGGAUUUUGCAACCUCUGCUGAUGCAUUUUUUCAAGUUAAAGAAUACGCAAUGCCAAGCUUUUCUGUCACUAUAGAACCGGAAAGCAACUUCAUCAGCUCUCAAAAAUUUGAAAUGUUCAGGAUUACUAUCAAAGCCAGAUAUUUUUACAACAAGGCAUUGGCAAGUGCACAAGUUUAUGUCCGCUUUGGAAUACUUCAAGGGAACCAGAAAACCAUGAUGCCCAAAGCCUUGCAACACCGUGAGAUGGACCAAGGAGUUGUGCAGCUUAAUUUUAACAGCAAAUUGGCUGCCCGUGAAAUAGGCUAUAACGGUCUUCAAGAGCUUGACGGUGCAAGACUGUACAUUGCUGCUUCAGUGCUGGAAAUCAGUGGUGGCCAUAGCGAAGAGAGCGAAUUGUCCAGCACCAUGUACGCCCUGUCUCCUUACAAACUGAAUUUGGUCGCUACUCCUCUUUUUGUGAAACCUGGACUUCCCUAUUUCAUUAAGGUGCAGGUGAAAGAUACAGUGGAUGCGCCUGUUGGACAUCUACCCGUAGUAUUCACGGCUGCUGCCUUCAAUGAGGAACUACAAAAGACUGUGUUAGUUGAAAAAGGCACAGAGUCCGGGAGACGGCAAACCAGCCAGGUUGAUGGAAUGGCUUUAUUUGUGGUUAAUAUUCCUCUUGGCACCAAAAUACUGGAAUUUGGAGUAACAACCGCAGAUACCAGGUUACCAGAAGAAAACCAGGCCACUAAAGUUUAUGAGGCAAAAUCAUACAUUUCCCUCAGUGGAAGCUAUCUGUAUAUUGACUGGGCUUCAAACCAUAAAACACUCCUUGUGGGAGAAACUGUGCACAUGAACGUAUAUCCAUUAAGCCAUUACAUCGAUAAAAUACAUCACUACAGCUAUUUGAUCUUAUCCAAAGGGAAAAUUAUAAACUACGGGACUCAAAGUAGGGUCAAAGACACCAAUUAUCAAGGUCUGCAGUUUCAGCUAACUAAGGAAAUGGUUCCUUCCGCCCGCGUCCUUGUCUACUACAUAGUCACAGGAGAGGGAGCUGCUGAGCUGGUAGCAGAUUCAAUCUGGUUAAACGUAGAACAGAAAUGUGGGAACAGCCUUGAGGUUCAACUGGUGAGAAGAAGAAGCACUUAUAAACCAGGAGAUGUCAUUUCACUUUCCAUGGAAACCCAGUUUGACUCUCUUGUUGCGUUGUCUUCUAUGGACAAGGCCAUUUAUGGAGUUACAGAAACCAAGAAGAAACCCAUGGAAAAAGCUCUUCUGAAAUUGGAAAAUAAUGACCUUGGGUGUGGCGCCGGUGGAGGACAAAACAACGUGGAUGUGUUCCGAAUGGCCGGGCUCACCUUUCUGACCAAUGCCAAUGUUGACGACUCAAAAGAAGCAGAUGAAGCUUGUCAUGCUAUCUUAAGAUCAUCACGGUCCACCAUCAGCAGUCAAAUUGAAAACCUAGCGUCCAAGUUUCAACAUCCAGAGGUUCAGAAGUGCUGUAGGUCCGGAGCAGCACUGUAUCCCAUCACGGAGACCUGCGCUCAAAGACUCAGUCGCGUGAAGGCGGGCGAAAGGUGCAAGCGGGCCUUUGUCAUGUGUUGUAACUAUGCGACGGACCUGCGCCGUAAUGAGACGCACAAAGUUUUAUUGCUGGCAAGACAAGCUUUUGCUGCUGUUUUGGAUUUGGAGCCAGAAGUCCGAAGCUAUUUUCCCGAAAGUUGGCUUUGGGAGGUCCACCCAGUUCCCAGGUUAAAGACUCUUCCUGUGACCCUGCCUGAUUCUCUCUCCAGUUGGGAAAUACAAGGUGUUAGCAUUUCAGAUGAAGGUAUCUGUGUUGCUGAUGCGCUUCAAGUGGAGGUUGUAAAAGAGGUCUUCAUAAACGUGCAUAUUCCUUACUCUGUAGUCCGCGGAGAAGAAAUUGAAUUGCGAGGAACGGUUUACAAUUACAAAGCCUCUAUGAUCAGGUUUUGUGCGACCGUCAGUGUGAGCAAAGGAAUCUGCCUGUUUGGUGAUGCCACCACCAACCAGCACGGCGUACAAAACACCAGAUGUGUCCGUCCCAAAGAACUCCAAGGCUUUUCCACUGCCUUAGUAAAAUUUAAGAUUCUUCCUCUGGAAAUAGAUGUCCACACCAUCAACUUCACGCUGAAAACUGGUUUCGUCCCUGAAAUCCUCGUGAAAACCUUAAGAGUUGUGCCUGAAGGCAUUCGAGAGGAAAUCCAUGAAGGUCACACUCUGGAUCCACAAGGUGUUUAUGGCACCGUAAAACGACAACACGACUUCCGUCACAGGACGCCAACAAAUAUUGUCCCGAAGACAAAACUGUACAGGGCUGUGAGUGUAAAAGGAUUCCUUCUGGGUGAAGUGAUUGAAGCAGCUGUCAGUCCUGAGGGGCUCACACUUCUUGCUAAUCUCCCGAGGGGGAGUGCGGAAACUGAACUUAUGAACAUCGUGCCAAUGUUUUAUGUCUAUGACUUCCUGGAAAGGACUGACAGUUGGGACAUACUUGGCCCGGGAAGUAUAACUCCAAGACUUACCAUGAGGAGGAGGAUCAAAGAAGGGAUCAUCAGCGUCCUGUCUUACCAGCAGAAAGAUCACUCUUUCAGCAUGUGGAAGAACGGAGAGCCCAGCACCUGGCUGACAGCUUUCGUCUUAAGGAUUUUUGGACAAGUUCACCAGUAUGUGCCCAUCAAUAAGGAUUCUGUGUGUGAUACCUUGACAUGGAUGAUUGACAUUUGUCAAAUGGGGGAUGGAUCUUUCAGGGAGAUUGCAACUUAUCGGCCAGUAAAACUGCAGGGGACGUUGCCGAACGAAAAGAAAGAAAAUACGUUGUACCUCACGGCCUUUGCUCUGAUUGGAUUUGAAAAAGCAAUUCAUUUAUGCCCAUUGCUGAGAAUUGAAAACGCUAAAAAUAAAGCUGCCAAUUAUUUGCUGCAGAAUUUCAAAUCUGCACAAAGCACAUUCUCCUUGGCCAUAGUUACUUAUGCGCUAACUCUGGCAGAGGACAACCAGCACGCUGCACGUGCAGCCUACAAUUUGCUGAAGAACGAAGCCUUCGUGAAAGUGGGCCCACCUAUGUACCGCUUUUGGAAAGAAACGUCCAAGAAAAUAGAUCCAACCACUCCCUCUGAGGACAACGCCAGGAUGGUGGAAACCACUGCCUACGCUUUGCUCACCACUCUGCUGCAAGGAAAUAAAGUCUACGCCAAUCCGAUCGUGCGGUGGUUGUCAGAACAACAGAGAUACGGAGGUGGCUUUUAUUCCACACAGGAUACGAUCAACGCCCUAGAAGCCCUGACUGACUAUUCCAUCCUCGUUAAACGGCUGGACCUGGACAUGAAUAUCAGAGUGGCCUACAGGCGUUAUGGCGACUUCCAUCACUACAGGCUUACCAGAAACAAUUACAUUGGCAAGUCUGUGGAAGCUCCUUUGGAGGAUGACAUACAAGUGCGCACGGGCAGUAACUCUGGAUUAGCAAUAGUGAACAUGAGGAGCGUGUAUUAUAAGAGCAGUACCUCUGAAGACUCCUGCAACUUUGAGCUGAAGAUUGAUGUAAAGGCACCUGAAAUGUAUGGCGAACUCGUGGAAGCUUCCUUCGGGUCCCGCAACGAAGUCAGACAGUUGACGGCCUGCGCAAGGUACAGGCCAAGUCGGUUGGAACCAUGGACUGCCUCCUCCCACGCGGUGAUGGACAUUGCCCUAGUCACUGGAUUGGAAGCAACGGCGGAAGAUCUAUCUGUUCUUGCAAAUAAUGUCGACCAGCUGAUUGCAGAUUAUGAGAUAAACGACGGACACGUUCUGGUGCAUUUAGAUUCGGUUCCAGGAAGCAAUUUCCUGUGUAUUGGUUUCCGAGUAAUCGAACUAUUCCGUGUUGGGAUGGCAAGCCCAGGCAUCUUCACUGUGUACGAAUAUCACACCCCUGAAAAACGGUGCACCAAAUUUUACAACGCUUACGGAGAAGAAUCCCUUGUAAGACUGUGUGAAGGCACUGAAUGCCAGUGCCUGGAAGCGGAAUGUGGGCGCAUGCAGGCCAGACUAAGCCCAUCCAUAAGCAGCGACAUACGGAGGGAAGAGGCUUGCAAGAAAAACAUCGCAUAUGUCUAUAAAGUGAACAUCCUGGCCUCCAGGGAAGAAGGAAGCUUCAUCAAAUACUCUGCAAUUCUUCUGGAUCUCUACAAAAGAGGGGAGGCUUUUGCCGAGAAGAAUGCAGAAAUCAUCUUUAUUAAAAAGAAUUCGUGCCGUGAUGUUCAGCUUAACCCAAGAGAGGAUUACCUGAUCAUGGGCAAAGAGGCUUUGAAGUUGGGAGAAGGCAUCAACGCCAAAUUCCAGUAUCCUUUAGAUGCCAUGACUUGGAUUGAAUGGUGGCCUUCUCAGAGUUCAUCUUGCAGUUCUUGCCAAGAUUUUAUCGAUUCAAUGGAAGAGUUUGCAGAAGAUCUUUUUAUCAAUGGCUGUUAAGCUACUGGAGAACUCCUGUGGACAACUGACUUUCAAAAUUUGCCUUCCUAGAACCUACAUUUCUAUGAAUCUUCCUGACCUUCCAUGGAAUUCAUAGCUGGAUCUGCCUACAUAUUGGGGGUGGGGGGGUGGAAGCACUUUUGGAGGAGCAGAAAAUACCUUUGUUUGUAUAUAUUAGAGAGUUACAUGUAGGAUUAACAAAGAUCCUUGAAACCACAUGCCAUGAAAUGGAAAAUACCAAAAGAGAAAGGAUAGAGAGAAAAGGUGUUGUACACCUCAGAUAAUAUUGCGAAUGUUUGGAAUGUAGGUGUUUCAUAUCAGACACAUAAUAUAUUGACCAACAGUCAUCAGCAGUCAAUAGUAAUCCAUCAAGAACCCAGCAGUUAUUACAUCUGUCUACCCUUUGCACUCGAAUAAAAGUUAGCACUUUU
This is a messenger RNA of Elgaria multicarinata webbii, 5567 nucleotides long. It is a transcript of the gene C5, whose product is annotated as complement C5. The coding region runs from base 70 to 5136 and encodes 1688 amino acids. Gene Ontology annotation, cellular component: extracellular region. The record is from RefSeq and is a predicted model, not a curated record. Lineage: Eukaryota; Metazoa; Chordata; Lepidosauria; Squamata; Anguidae. The transcript has 41 exons. Gene Ontology annotation, molecular function: endopeptidase inhibitor activity; protein binding.